Molecule: messenger RNA, 219 nt
Organism: Gongylonema pulchrum
Lineage: Eukaryota; Metazoa; Nematoda; Chromadorea; Rhabditida; Gongylonematidae
Source: the annotation of a GenBank genome assembly
AUGAAUUAUGAACUGCGAAGCAUCCUGCGACCAGCGUAUGAAGAACACAUGUCCAGGCGUAACAUGCGACGAAUUUUGCCACGUACCGUACAUAAACCUCAGCAUACAGGCCUGGCUCACAGUGAAUUGGACAGGCUACUUAUUCUUUGGUUUGAUGUUCAUCAGAAUAAUACUGUGCUAACUGGUGAAGAAAAUAAUAAACUGAUAAUCAAUUACUAA